AGCUUUGUUUUCUUCUCCUUCACAUAUCAUGAUUUCAGUUAGAUGAGUUCUAUCUAUUUCCCUACCUGGUUCCGGUUUAUGCCUAACCGGAUUGCUUUGUUUGGGCUUCGACAUAAGUUUUAUAGUGGACCACUCAUUAUAGGCCUCAUAUGUUAGCGUUGUUAUAACUUAUAAGUUAGUUGGUGGACAAAUUUUGGCAGGAGAACUUCGAACGUCUUUAUCUUUGAGGUUUUUGGUAGUAUCUUGUUUGAUGCUUUUCUUCUUCUCUCCCUCUUGAUUCCAUCUGAUCUAGCAGCUAAAGACUUUGGCAUCUAUUCGUUUCUUGAAUAGGCAAUAAAUCUUUGUUGGAAUAAAGAAGAGUAAACAAAGGCAACAACAAAAUCAUAUGCCAAUUAAACCGGACCGGUUCCACCUGACCUGAAUUGAUCGAAGUAUAAGCUUGCUUGGUAUAAAACCUCCAACAGGUUCCCAUUUUCCUGAGUUCUCUGUUCCUAAUUAGUCCUAUUCCUAACACAUCACUCUUUUUGCACAAAGAGAUGAGCUCCCAAAUCUGCAGAUCAGCUACUAGGGCAGCAAGAUCUCUUCUUUAUUCAUCUAAGAACACUCGUUUCUUCUCCGAAGGUAGAGCCAUUGGUGCAGCAACAGUGGUUUAUGCGUCUGGAAAAAUCCCUCAUUAUGCAUCGAACUUUGGACAAUCAGGUCCUGGCUUCACCUCUAAGAGCUGGAUUACUGGUCUCCUCGCUCUUCCUGCCGCAGCCUUCAUGAUCCAAGAUCAGGAAGUCCUUGCUGCUGAGAUGGAACGCACUUUCAUCGCUGUCAAACCUGAUGGAGUGCAUCGAGGGAUGAUAUCAGAAAUCAUCACCCGGUUCGAACGCAAAGGAUUCAAGCUUGUUGGUAUCAAGAUCAUGGUUCCUUCAAAGGGUAUCGCUCAGAAGCAUUACCACGCUCUAAAGGAAAGACCUUUCUUCAAUGGCUUGUGUAACUUCCUUAGCUCUGGCCCUGUUGUUGCCAUGGUGUGGGAAGGUGAAGGAGUGAUAAGAUACGGACGUAAACUGAUUGGAGCCUCUGAUCCUCAAAAAUCUGAACCUGGAACAAUCCGAGGCGAUCUUGCAGUUGUUCUUGGAAGGAACAUUAUCCAUGGAAGUGAUGGACCAGAGACAGCAAAAGACGAGAUUAGUUUGUGGUUUAAGCCUGAAGAACUCGUUUCUUACACCAACAAUGCUGAGAAGUGGAUCUACGGCCAGAACUAAAACCUAACCACCUCUGUUUCCUCCCUCUCUUUUUCAGCCUUUAGAUCAAAAUGCAAAAAAUGUCAUCAGAAAAAGAAAAAAUACUUACUGUUUGUUAAUCAUUUGUAAACAAAUAAAAAUCGAAAAAUCACCGUUUUACUGUGUUAAAUGGUGUGCUAAACCCUUAUGAAAUGCACUAAUCAAAUUUGAUUACCGGAA
Messenger RNA from Eruca vesicaria subsp. sativa (arugula), 1448 nucleotides. Lineage: Eukaryota; Viridiplantae; Streptophyta; Magnoliopsida; Brassicales; Brassicaceae. The record is from the annotation of a GenBank genome assembly.